AUGAUUAAAAGCAUUCGCUGUUUGAAGUACAUUGCCCCCGCUAUAUUUCCUAAAAACAUCGCUUAUCCAAUCUAUAUACGAAAAAUGGCAUCAGCAGCUAACGUCCCAGUUGUGGAUAUUGAUCCUGAAGGUGUUUUUAAAUACAUAUUAAUUAAUUUGUAUGACAAGAACCUAAGUGAAAGCGAACCUCAAAAAGUCUUAGUCAGAGGCUAUAAACGAUGCAAUUAUCAUUCUGAUAUUUUUGAUGAGGUUCAAGCUAAGCUGUCACCACUGGAUUGUGAACCCCUUGGAGGUGGCAGGAUAUCUCAUGAUCCAGAAAAUAAGAAAAUACACAUAUAUGGCUAUUCCCAAGGUUAUGGCAAAGCAGACCAUGAAAUAACAGCUAAGCUAGUUAAGGAGGCCUACCCAGCUUAUACUAUAUCCAUCAGCGAUGAAGGUCUGCAACCUUCUUCAGAAUGCCCAUGCAAGUGA
This is a messenger RNA of Danaus chrysippus (African queen), 471 nucleotides long. The record is from the annotation of a GenBank genome assembly. NCBI's taxonomy places the organism in Eukaryota, Metazoa, Arthropoda, Insecta, Lepidoptera, Nymphalidae.